UGCUCAGCCACUAGGCAGUGAAAAGGCUUCAAGUUAAUGCUCUUUGUUUAUGGAGUAUCUUGGAUCUGCUCCUGGAAGGUGCUGAGCAUCGUUGCUCCAUACAGAGGACAGUUUGUGGCCACCAGACUUCUUGAAGCGCUGUGCGACCUCUUGCCUGGGUGGAAGAGGAGGUCUUUCCAGAUCUUUUAAACUCUCGUCACCAACCAUAAAGGCAGCUGCAAAACAAGAGCACAAAGAGGCAUCCCCUGUCAGGAUCUCCGCAGCUCCUGGCCGUUACAACGGCGGAGGCUGCAUGCGGCCAGGGCUUUGCUGGAAAACUGCCACACGGAGUUGUCCUCCUCCAACCGUCUCACCUCACCAGCUGGAGAGGUGACUGAGGCGUGAUUGCCUGCUUCCACCAAAGAUCAUUUGCAGGAGCGCAGGUAAAAAGAGGAAGAUACCAUCACCCCAGCACACAUCCUCUCUAUAAGCAGCCAUUUUGUGAUUCUGUUCUUUGUGCAAUAUUAAAAGAGAGCAUCUGUCUCAGCCUUGCAUUAUUCUUUAUGGCCAGGAUGUCCUCCUCAUCCUCUUCCGUGUUGGAGAUGGAGAUCUUCAAGUACAUUGAUGUACAUCAAAGUGAUUUCAUCGAGGAUCUUAAGGAAUGGGUGGCUGUGGAAAGUGAUUCUGUUCAACCAGCCCUGAGGAAAGAAGUCACGCGAAUGAUGGCACUGGCAGCAGACAGACUUUCAGUGCUGGGAGCCACUGUUAAUUUAGUAAACCUGGGGUCACAUCAGUUGCCUGAUGGCGAGGACCUCCCACUGCCUCCUGUGAUUCUCGGGGAACUGGGAAAGGAUACACAAAAAGCCACUGUAUGUUUCUAUGGUCAUGUAGAUGUGCAGCCUGCCAAAAAGGAAGAUGGCUGGAAAACUGACCCUUACACGCUGACAGAAAUCAAUGGAAAUCUUUAUGGGCGUGGAGCAACAGAUAAUAAAGGACCUGUCUUAGCUUGGAUAAAUGCAGUGGAAACAUUUAGAGCCUUGAAAUUAGCUAUGCCAGUAAACUUCAAGUUUGUAAUUGAAGGGAUGGAAGAAGCAGGGUCCUUGGGGCUAGAAAAAUUACUUCAAGAAGAAAAAGAGCACUUUUUCUCUGAUGUUGAUUAUAUUGUGAUUUCGGACAACCUCUGGCUCAGCAACAAGAAGCCUGCCCUUACCUAUGGGAGCCGGGGAAAUGCCUGCUUCUGUGUGGAGGUUGAAUGUGGCAGCAAGGACCUUCACUCUGGAACUUUUGGAGGCAUCAUUCAUGAGCCGCUGACGGACCUUAUAGCUCUGCUGGACAGCCUUGUGGAUCCCACAGGUCGGAUUCAGAUCCCUGGAAUUUAUGACAGUGUCGCUGCCCUGACAGAGGAGGAGAGGAAGUUGUAUGAAUCGAUUGAAUUUGAUCUAGAAGAACAUAAAAAUAAUGGUGGUGUGAAAAAAUUCCUCUAUGGCACCAAGGAAGAAAUACUUCUACACCUGUGGCGUUACCCUUCUCUCUCUAUUCAUGGAAUUGAAGGAGCUUUUCAUGAACCGGGAAUUAAGACCGUCAUUCCAGCAAAAGUCAUUGGCAAAUUCUCAAUCCGCCAGGUCCCCCACAUGGACCUUUCAGUUGUGAAACAACAGGUGGUGGAGCAUUUGGAGGGUGUCUUCUCCAAGAGGAACAGUCCAAACACAUUGAAAGUGUCUAUGCCUUUGGGCGCAAAGCCCUGGCUUGCUGAUGUUAAUGAUCCAUUAUAUAAAGCAGCAAGAAGGGCAAUAAAAACAGUUUUUGGAGAAGAUCCAGAUUUUAUUCGGGAUGGUUCAACAAUUCCUGUUGCCAGAAUGUUUCAGACUAUAACGCAGAAAAGUGUGAUGAUGUUUCCGAUCGGAGCAGCCGAUGAUGGGGAGCACUCCCAGAAUGAGAAAAUAAGCAGACACAACUACAUUGAAGGAACCAAAGCAUUUGCAGCCUUUUUCCUGGAGCUAUCAAAGCUACAUCAACAAUUAAUUGAAACUUCCAACAUGGAAACUAACAACUGAUGGACCACUGCUAGAAAAUCAGCAAAGCACUUAAGCUUUCUAACUUCCUGAUCUGGAAAAACAUAGAAAUCACAUACUCAGUGGGUCUGAAUUGGUAGAGAAAAUAAAUGCUAUGCUAUUACUUGCCAUACUACUACAUGGCAUGCAUUUGUGAUCCAGUCAAUCAAGUGAUCAUACCUCAAAUGCUAUAAAAUGGGGUUAGGGAUAGUUGCUAAGUUUUUUUGUAAACAACUGUUCUGGCCAAAACAUAUCAUCAGAAGGAUAUUUUUUCACACAAUUAGCAACUGCUUGUUGCUAAUUACUUUUAAAGCAUUAGUUUACAUGGAUCAUUAAAUCAAAGACAAAUUAUAUAUUUUGAAAUUAAAGCAAUAGUUGAGAGUUCUAUCUGCUGUUUAGGCAAAACACGUAGCACAAAUCAUAUAAAACAUACCUAUAUUUUUUUUAUUUCAAAAUGUGAUUUUUUUUUUUAAUAACAUGUAGUUAUUUCAUGCACAACCAAAGUGACUGAACGAGAUAUAAACAAAAAUUUAGUAGUGUUAUCCUUACUGUUAAAACAGAUGACAUUGAUUACAGGAAGUAGUUGUUAUCUUUCCUUUCUAUCCUGCAAAAGCCUGCGAGAAUAAAGGUGGUUAAGGGCGUAAGGUAUGGAUGUGGAGUUCGUAGGAGGGAAUAUUGUACUAUGGAUUAUAUACAUGAACAGCUGAUGUGGAAAGUUAUCAGGACUAGCUGAAUUUAAAAACAUAAAUGAACAAGCUUCUGAUUUUCAGUAGCAUUCCUGAAAUUCCUGGGAGCUGGACGUAAAGGCAGUUGGCCUUUUAAGAUGUCUAGGAGCAGUA
Molecule: messenger RNA, 2869 nt
Organism: Calidris pugnax (ruff)
Lineage: Eukaryota; Metazoa; Chordata; Aves; Charadriiformes; Scolopacidae
Gene: CNDP1
Product: carnosine dipeptidase 1 (metallopeptidase M20 family)
Exons: 15
Coding region: 543-2033 (496 amino acids)
Biological process (GO): proteolysis
Cellular component (GO): cytosol
Molecular function (GO): metallodipeptidase activity
Source: RefSeq, a predicted model, not a curated record